Molecule: messenger RNA, 1398 nt
Organism: Dictyostelium discoideum AX4
Lineage: Eukaryota; Evosea; Eumycetozoa; Dictyosteliales; Dictyosteliaceae
Exons: 2
Coding region: 1-1398 (465 amino acids)
Source: RefSeq, a predicted model, not a curated record
AUGGCGCAAAGAAAUAAUAUUUUUGAAUUGGUUUUCAAAGAAAUCGAUAUUAAUGAUCAAAUUCAAGUAAUAGAUAGUUUUAAAAAUCAAUUUAAAGGCAAUGAAAUAAAAUUAAAUUUAAUGAAAGAUUUUAUAAAAAAAUCUAAAAGUAGAAGAAAUAGUUUAGGAGGUGGAAUAUCAAGUCAUUUGAAGACCAUGUUUAAAAAACAAUCCUUUAAAUCAAUUAAAUCAAGUAUUCUUUACAAUCAAUAUCUUGUUUUUAGAAUGAUCAUCGAAUUUAAUUUUUAUUAUCAAAGAAUUUAUUUCAAAGAGUAUUGUGAAACCAAUGGUUUAAAUAUUUCAAAAUAUUCACCAAAAUUGGAUAAUAUUCAUUCAAGAUUAGGUGGAACAAAGAGACUAUUGACAAGAGAUCCAAGUGAAUUUUCAAAACCAAUUGAAAUCAUUGAUGGUGCUAUUCAUUUAGAAAUCCCUAAUUUUUCUCUUCCUUUCGAAGGUGGAAAUAUUAUCAUGUCCAUUAAAAAUCUACGUGAAGAGGUUACAAUAUUAAAAAAAACCUCAUUGGGUACUGGUGUUUUAGAAAUGGUACCAAAGGUUACAAAAAUCACACAAACGCAAUCAAAAUCACCAAACACUUUAACCAAUAAUAACAACAACAAUAAUAAUAAUAAUAAUAAUAAUAAUAAUAAUAAUAAUAAUAAUAAUAAUGAAAAUAAUGAUGAAAUUACAAUUUUCAACAACAUUUACAAAGAAUUUAAUGAAAAUAGAAACGAAAGUAGAAAAAAUAUUGGUGAUGAUUACCCAAUAAAACUAUUAGAGGUUUUUAAAAAAGAAAAGCCAACUGAAGAAGGAUAUUAUAGUAAUGAUUUUAAACAUAAUAUAUUAAAUAUGGCAUAUUAUUCAAGGAAUUUUAUACCAGAUCCUAAUUCAAAUAAUCAAAUUCCAAAACAUCAAAAAAUUGUAAACCAUGAUCUUGAAAUCAUAUACAACAAAAUUAAAUGCAAAAGAGUUAGUAAAAAGGAAAAUAGUUUUAAUAGAUUGGAAAUGUUUUUAUCAAAUAAAUUUAAGGAUUCAUCUAUUCAACUCUAUGGUUCAUUUUUAACUGGAUUAUCAUUAGAGGGUAGUGAUUUAGAUGUUAAUUUCAAAAUCAAUCAAAAUGAAAAUCAAGUAACUCAUUUAGAGGUGGUUUCCAAAUAUUUAGAGUCAACAAAGUUAUACACAAUCAUUGAAAAGAGAUUAAGUGCAACUGUACCAAUAAUUAGGUUUGUAGAGAAAUCAUCAAAGUAUCAUUUCGAUAUGAGUUUCAAUUCAUCAAAGGCUUAUUUUAAUUCAUUAUUAUUGAAAGAAUAUUGUUCCAUAGAUAAUAGAUGUAUCAUUCUAUCAUUAUUGGUUAAAUGGUGA